This is a messenger RNA of Guillardia theta CCMP2712, 339 nucleotides long. RefSeq lists its product as hypothetical. The record is from RefSeq and is a predicted model, not a curated record. Bases 68 to 316 code for a protein of 82 amino acids. The transcript is spliced from 2 exons. Lineage: Eukaryota; Cryptophyceae; Pyrenomonadales; Geminigeraceae.
CGGGGCGUGUGAGUCGCAAGGUACCGGCUACAAGGAUGGGGCAGCAGAGAGCGCACAGUUCAACCAGAUGUCGGGGAUGGCCAUGACCGGGAAGGGGGACCUUCUCUUCAUAGCAGACUAUCAGAACCAUCGGAUCCGCCUCGUCAACUGCGGAGGCAGCUGUUCGAGCACCACCAUCGUUCUCAACAACUCGAUCCUCAUCACUGGGCCCCAGGGAGGAGCAAACGAAAGAAGAUCGCCGCCAGCUACACUGUUAGGGAUGAUUCUUGUCUCGGUUGAGAUGCUCGUCGUUGCAAGGUUCUUUGAUGUUCGCUAGCAGCAACAACUAGUCUCUGUCUC